Messenger RNA from Anguilla anguilla (European eel), 7580 nucleotides. It is a transcript of the gene scn4aa, whose product is annotated as sodium channel, voltage-gated, type IV, alpha, a. The transcript has 26 exons. Gene Ontology annotation, cellular component: plasma membrane; axon; voltage-gated sodium channel complex. Bases 229 to 5811 code for a protein of 1860 amino acids. The record is from RefSeq and is a predicted model, not a curated record. NCBI's taxonomy places the organism in Eukaryota, Metazoa, Chordata, Actinopteri, Anguilliformes, Anguillidae. Gene Ontology annotation, molecular function: protein binding; voltage-gated sodium channel activity. Gene Ontology annotation, biological process: neuronal action potential; membrane depolarization during action potential; sodium ion transmembrane transport.
ACCUGAAGCAACGCUCAGGUUUCAUUCAAGACACCCCCGCGUCAGCAACAGCUGCCUUGGAGCGUGAACUGGCUAGGAGAAGUGGAAAAUAACGUUCUCUGCGAAAGACUUGAAGAAGGACAUAAUUAACGGGCUAAUUAUUGGCUUCUUUGGAAAUAUAUACAUUUUAACUGCGAAAGACCCCUGUUGAGAGACCCCGGUGUGGUCAUAUCUCUUCGCAAUGCGAAGAUGGCCAGCCUGCUCCCUCCCACAGGCACCCAUGUGUUCCGCCGCUUCACCCCCGAAUCGCUGGCGGAGAUCGAGAGGCGCAUGGAGGAGAACAAGCUGAAGGAGGCGGAGGGAGAGGUCCAGGAGGCGCUCGCGCCCAGCAGUGACCUGGAGGCGGGCAAGAACCUGCCCAUGAUCUACGGAGAUCCUCCGCCGGAGAUGCUUAACGAUCCCCUGGAAGACCUGGACCCGUACUACAAGUCACAGAAAACAUUUAUUGUCAUCACCAAAGGGAAUACAAUCUACAGGUUCAAUGCGGAGCCUUCCAUGUACAUUCUCAGCCCCUUUAGCCCUCUGAGAAGAGGAUCAAUCAAAAUUCUCAUACAUUCAUUAUUUAGCAUGUUCAUCAUGAUCACCAUUCUGUCAAAUUGUGUGUUCAUGACGAUGAGUAAACCGCCACCAUGGAGUAAAACUGUUGAGUACGUUUUUACUGGUAUUUAUACCUUUGAGGCGACAGUCAAAAUGCUGUCGAGAGGCUUUGUCGUUGGACCUUUUACAUUCCUUCGAGAUCCAUGGAACUGGCUGGAUUUCAUGGUGAUCAGCAUGGCGUACAUCACAGAGUUUGUUGAUCUGGGAAACGUCUCAGCCCUCAGGACGUUCCGUGUGCUUCGAGCUCUAAAAACAAUCACUGUUAUUCCUGGAUUGAAAACUAUUGUGGGAGCUCUCAUCCAGUCGGUGAAGAAGAUGGUGAAUGUGAUGAUCCUGACUGUGUUUGCCCUUGCUGUCUUCGCCCUCAUCGGCCUGCAGCUGUUCAUGGGAAACCUGCGCCAUAAGUGUAUUCGCUGGCCCCUUGUGAACGACACUUUGGUCAACGACUUCAAUUCCACCAUGUCCAUCAACGAUACCAUGGCCUUCAACAUCACCGCCAGCACCAACAGCACAUUCGAUUUCAAGGCAUACAUCAACAAUGAAGAAAACUUCUACUAUAAUGGCGGUUUAGAUCCCCUUCUUUGUGGAAACGGCUCAGAUGCUGGAAAGUGCCCUGAAGGAUAUACAUGCAUGAAGGCUGGAAGAAACCCCAACUAUGGCUACACAAGCUAUGACUCCUUCGGCUGGGCUUUUCUGGCUCUCUUCCGCCUCAUGACACAGGACUACUGGGAGAACCUCUUCCAGCUGACAUUACGUGCAGCAGGAAAGACCUACAUGAUCUUUUUUGUGGUUGUCAUCUUCUUGGGCUCCUUCUACCUCAUCAACCUAAUUCUUGCUGUGGUGGCCAUGGCCUAUGAUGAACAGAAUGAAGCCACAAUGGCUGAGGCCAAGGAGAAGGAGGAGGAGUUUCAAAGGUUUCUGGAGCAACUGAAGCAACAGGAUACACACGUGCACCUUAGUGACAGCAAUUCAUCGCUGGCCAGUAAAAAAGACAAAAAGGGGGAGGGCGGGUCAGAACAUAACUUUGCUGAUGACGAGCAGAGCCUUGGGGAGGAUGGUGAAGUCAUAAAAGACCGCAGUGGGAAAAUUGUGCCCAGAUUUGUCAUCGACAAAGCAUCUUCAGAGGAAGAGUCUGCUGCAGAGGAAACCGACAGCAAUGAAGAGAAGUCCAGUGGCUCCAAACACAGUAUGAUGUUUCUGGAAGAGCCUGGCCUGACCAAGAAGUCUGCUAGCAAAAUGAGUGUCUUCUCUACUGCCAUAGAAGAACUCGAAGAUGCCCAGAGGCCAUGUCCUCCAGGAUGGUACAAGUUUGCUAACACAUUCCUGAAAUGGAAUUGCUGUCCACUCUGGAUCACCUUCAAAAAGUGGGUCUACUUUGUGGUGAUGGACCCCUUUGUGGACUUGGGCAUCACCAUAUGCAUCGUCCUCAACACCCUCUUCAUGGCUAUGGAGCACUACCCAAUGAGCAAAGAAUUUGAUCAUAUGCUGUCUGUGGGAAACCUGGUUUUCACAGGGAUCUUCACAGCUGAGAUGGUUUUCAAACUCAUCGCUAUGGACCCAUACUACUACUUCCAGGUUGGGUGGAAUGUUUUUGACAGCAUCAUUGUCACGCUGAGUCUGGUGGAGCUGGGGCUAGCCAAUGUCCAAGGCCUAUCUGUUCUGAGGUCUUUCCGUUUGCUGCGUGUUUUCAAGCUGGCCAAGUCUUGGCCUACCCUUAACAUGCUGAUCAAGAUCAUCGGGAACUCCGUGGGCGCCCUGGGCAACUUAACCUUGGUGCUCGCCAUCAUCGUCUUCAUCUUCGCUGUGGUGGGCAUGCAGCUGUUUGGCAAGAGCUACCAGGAGUGCGUGUGCAAGAUCGCCGAGGACUGUGAGCUGCCCCGGUGGCACAUGAAUGACUUCUUCCACUCCUUCCUGAUCGUGUUCCGCAUCCUGUGCGGGGAGUGGAUCGAGACCAUGUGGGACUGCAUGGAGGUGGCUGGAACAGCCAUGUGUCUCAUCGUAUUCAUGAUGGUCAUGGUCAUCGGAAAUCUGGUGGUCCUGAACCUCUUCUUGGCCUUGCUUCUGAGUUCGUUCAGUGGGGACAACUUGGCAGGGGGAGACGAUGAGGGGGAGAAUAACCUGCAAAUUGCCAUCGGCAGGAUCACCAGGGGUAUCGACUGGGCAAAGGCUUUUAUUGCCAGGAAAAUCAGGCAUAUGCUGGGCAAGAAAGACCCUGAGGGUGGUGACAAUGGCGAUGAGGAUGAUGCAAAAAAAGAGAGUUUUGCGCUGAACCACAUGGAUUCCGGAGAGGACCCCAAGACAGACUUCAAAAUGGUGGAUGGUGUGGCAAACUCCACAGAUGAAGUUUAUCCCAGCAUGUUUAUGGUCAAAGCUGACGUGCCCCUCAAAGUUCCCAUUGCUCGGGGGGAGUCUGAUUUAGAAAAUCCUGAGGAUGAGGAUGAGGAUGAGGAUGAGUCCUCCUCCUCCGAAGAUGAAGCAGAUAUCAAUCACUCAAGAAAACUUCUUGGUGCCCUUGAUGAAUCAUCAGAAUGCAGUACAGUGGACUAUGUGCCUCCAGAGCCAGAGAAGGAGGAGGAGGAGGAGGAAGAACCAGAGCCGGAAGACCCCCAGGCCUGUUUCACAGAAGGUUGCAUCAAACGUUGGCCUUUCCUGGACGUGGACAUCACACAGGGCAAAGGGAAGAAAUGGUGGAACCUUCGGAGAGCCUGUUUCACCAUUGUGGAACACGACUACUUUGAGACCUUCAUCAUCUUCAUGAUUCUCCUGAGCAGCGGAGCCUUGGCCUUUGAAGACAUAUACAUAGAACGCCGCAGAACCAUAAAAAUCAUCCUGGAAUAUGCAGACAAAGUCUUCACCUACGUAUUUGUUAUUGAAAUGCUCCUAAAAUGGGUUGCUUAUGGAUUUAAGACAUAUUUUACUAAUGCUUGGUGCUGGCUGGACUUCCUGAUUGUAGAUGUUUCCUUGAUCAGUUUGACAGCAAACCUAAUGGGAUAUUCUGAGCUGGGACCCAUCAAAUCUCUGAGAACACUGAGGGCCUUGAGGCCCCUCAGAGCUCUGUCCAGAUUCGAGGGGAUGAGGGUGGUGGUGAACGCACUGGUGGGGGCCAUUCCCUCCAUCUUCAAUGUGCUGUUGGUGUGCCUCAUCUUCUGGCUUAUAUUCAGCAUCAUGGGGGUUAACCUGUUUGCCGGGAAGUUUUAUCGAUGCAUCAACACCACCAGCGAGGAGGUCUUCCCUGUUAGUGUGGUUAACAACAAGAGCGACUGCUUGGCCCUCAUGCACACCAAUGAGGUGCGCUGGGUGAACGUCAAGGUGAACUACGACAACGUGGGCCUGGGUUACCUCUCCUUACUGCAAGUGGCAACAUUCAAAGGUUGGAUGGACAUUAUGUAUGCAGCUGUGGAUUCACGUGAGGUCGAGGAUCAGCCUGAUUAUGAGAUCAAUCUCUACAUGUACCUGUACUUUGUCAUCUUCAUCAUUUUUGGGUCUUUCUUCACACUUAACCUUUUCAUUGGUGUUAUUAUUGACAACUUCAAUCAGCAAAAGAAAAAGUUCGGAGGGAAAGACAUCUUCAUGACAGAGGAACAGAAGAAAUACUACAAUGCAAUGAAGAAACUUGGCUCUAAGAAACCAGUGAAACCCAUUCCAAGACCGUCGAAUGAAAUCCAAGGAAAAGUGUAUGACUUCAUCACCCAACAGUUCUUUGACAUCUUCAUCAUGGUGCUGAUCUGCCUCAACAUGGUGACCAUGAUGGUAGAAACAGAUGACCAGAGUCCAGAGAAGGAGAAUGUUCUCUACCUAAUCAACUUGAUAUUCAUUGUGGUUUUCACUGGAGAGUGUCUCCUGAAGAUGUUUGCUCUAAGACAAUAUUUCUUCACCGUUGGAUGGAAUAUUUUUGAUUUUAUUGUGGUCAUCCUGUCAGUAGUGGGUAUCAUGCUAUCGGACAUCAUAGAGAAGUACUUUGUGUCACCCACCCUUUUCAGAGUCAUCAGACUGGCUAGAAUAGGUCGUGUCCUGCGUCUUAUUCGGGGAGCCAAGGGUAUCCGAACGCUGCUGUUUGCUUUAAUGAUGUCACUUCCUGCUCUCUUCAACAUUGGUCUUCUCCUCUUUUUAAUCAUGUUCAUUUUCUCCAUAUUUGGGAUGUCCAACUUUGCAUAUGUCAAAAAACAGGCUGGGGUUGACGACAUGUUCAAUUUUGAGACGUUCGGCAAUAGCAUUAUUUGCCUUUUUGAGAUCACCACCUCUGCUGGUUGGGAUGGGCUCCUGCUUCCCAUGCUGAACAGUGGGCCACCAGACUGUGACCCUGAUGUAGAGAAUCCAGGGUCUGAAGUCAGAGGGAAUUGUGGGAAUCCUCUUAUGGGCAUCAUAUUCUUCUGCAGCUACAUCAUCAUGUCCUUCCUUGUAGUGGUCAACAUGUACAUUGCCAUCAUCCUAGAGAAUUUCAACGUGGCCCAAGAGGAGAGCGGGGAUCUCCUCUGUGAGGAUGACUUUGAGAUGUUCUACGAGACUUGGGAGAAGUUUGAUCCGGACGCAAGCCAGUUUAUAAAGUAUGAGCAAGUGUCAGACUUCUGUGAUGCCUUGUUGAAUCCUCUGAGGAUUCCAAAACCAAACAAGCAAAAACUGAUAGCCAUGGACCUUCCGAUGGUAUCUGGGGACAGAUUCCAUUGUCUGGACAUACUGGUUGCCCUCACAAUGGAGGUUUUGGGUGACACGUUAGAGAUGGUUGCCAUGAAGGAGAGCAUGGAGGCAAAGUUUAUCAUGAACAAUCCCUCCAAUUCAUCUUUUGAGCCAAUCACCACCACUCUGAGGCGCAAGGAGGAAGAGAUGGCAGUUGUUGUGAUUCAAAGGGCCUAUCGUGGACAUCUGAUAAAGAGGUCCAUCAAACAGGCCUCCUAUAUGCACCGCUCCAAGGCUGCUGUGAGGAAAGGGAAUGAUGACCCACCAGAAACAGAGGGAUUGAUUGCCAGAAAGAUGAAAGCACUCUAUGGAAGCCAGGCCCUUGAUGAUGACCCUGAUUCUCCACGCUCCGUAGAACCCGGAGUAAUGUGGCCUCCCCUUUCCACUGAGGAGCCGCAAUUUGUGGUUCCUGUGGAAGUCACUAAUGAGGUGGUCUUGCACUCAGCCCCUUCCCGUCACCCCUUAACAUCAGAGAGCAACAUCAGGGAGUCCAUCGUAUAACAGACAGCACUUGAGAAAGUUGUCCAUUGGAAGAUUGGCACUAGUUAAAGUGAGUUGUUAGGGAGAGAGACCGCAGUAUCUUGGCAACACGGCUAACACCUCGCAUGGCACUAAUUGAAAGGGAUUGCACUUAGCUGAUAGAUCACAUACUUGGGAGUGUGAUAAAUACAGAAAUUGGGUUUGUUGAAAGACAGGGCUAUCUGCUGGAAUUCUUUUUUUAAAGCCUUUGAUCAACUUCGGCCUGGAUUGGUAAUUCAAAACCAGUCUGAGAGCAAUAAACUGUGCCUGAAAUGGUUUUUAUUACCACUUAAGUCAAUGAUGAUUUAAUUUUAUGAACAGAAAUUAUUUAUCGUUUUUCUGGGUAAAAAUUUUAAGAAAAUGGUACCUUUAUCAGAAGAACCCACAUAGCAUAUAUGGUAAGCUUUUAAGAAAUAGGUCUACAUACUGUACCAGUGAAGUAUUAUCUAUAAACCUAUCAAGGGCAAAUACCUCCAGGUCCAAAUGGCCAGAACAACAAAAGCACAACAAAAGUUCCAUCACACCAUCAGCAAUACCCACUCCUCAUUCCCAUUAUAAAUAGCACCUUCUAUCACCCAAACAAACAGAAACUUAAAAAACAUUUCAAGGUUCAUUUGCAACUUUGAAUGAAAAAAGUACCAGGGGAUGUAAUUGUCAAUUGUACAACUACAGCAGCAUAGCCAUAUAACUUUUGGUGUUCUAUUGUGAAAUGAAGGGCUCAUUUUGUUUGCCCAAAUGUAAAAUGAAUCCCUGAACACUGCUCUCUACUUUUCAUGCUGUAUGAAACUCCAAAGCUAAAACCAGUCACUGUGAAGGUAAUGCCCAAUGUCACAACUGUCGUAGUGUUUUAUUAAUUAACAAAUUGGUCAGUGCUAAAAUCAGUAGAGGGUAUCCUAACCUGUGCCGCAUAAUUGGCACUGCUGUUAGGAUGUUCCUGCAUUGGUGGCGUCCACUCAUUUCAUGGGGCAUAGAUAUGUACAUCAGAAAUGUAUGCCCCUAUAGUCCAAGAUGAACUUUUUAGACUGUAAGAAACAUCAUAGUCAUUUUCAGUCCUUUUUGCUAUCCCUGCCCUUUCAGGAAAUUGCUUUCUUUGAAAUUGAGAUGGCUCCAUUUCAUUUCAAUUCAAUAAACUUUAUUUAUCCCUGAGGGCAAAUUCAUUGCUGGGCGUAUUAUCAAUCAAAAACAAAAACAAACUGGACAGACGGGACAGUAUGCAUUCUAAGUAUUUGAGCAGUAUGCAUUCUAACUAGAAUGUCUGCAAUAAUUUGGAAUUUGUACUGCUUAAACGUUAAAGAGAUGUUUUGAAGAACUCUAUUUUUGAACUUUUAUGUGAAAAAGAAAACAAUGAACUAUGUGCCUUCUGUGAAGCCCACGAGAAACCACUGGGCUCUUGACUGAUGAAUUGUUAUUUUGGUUAAUUAACUCACACUUACUGUAACACCUCUCAAUAAAUGUAGUGUAUAUUUAGCAGAAAAUCUACUGUAACCCAUCCAGGAAAGCAGUUGUAGUUUGACUGUGUGUAUACAAAAAUACUACUUAAAAUGCUGCUAAUUGAGGUAAAAUACUCAUUUAAGUGAAAAGAGAAUAAUUGAAAUGAAACAGCAUGCUGUUUUAUUAGGAAGUCAAGCACUAUGGAAUGAUAGGUACCAGAAAAAGACUACAGUUUUUGGAGAUUCCCAAUACCGUAUCCAGCUGAGGCACUUGCUUUUUGUACAACGAUGCAUCCUAUCAUCUAGAUGAAAUCCUGGUCA